UCGGCCUGCUCGCGGGCAGGCGCCGAUUCAGCUGCGUGAACAUUUUCGGCUCGUCUUUUAUUUAUUUUUUUGCGCCGCUCCUGGGCCGGUAGGUGGUGAGUGGCUGUCUGUUAGUCUGUUUCAUGCUGGAAUUUCAGAUCUGGAAGAGAUCCAUUCAGAUAUAGGCAGACAGCCUUUUGUUGAGCCUACAAGGCCCCAUUGUGGGGCCCCCGAGCCCCAGCCCUGUCGGAUGGUGACAGCGUUGGGGGAGUUUCGUGCAGGGCCGGAAUCCAUCCGGGUUGGAACAUCCUUGUCCUGAGAGCCUUCUCUUUGGAACGUCAGCGCAGACCCUGAUGCGAAGGAGCUAGUGGCUGGUGUGUUAUAGGAAUCUGCUGGUCCUUUGUGGAGAGCGCAAUCUUAGAGGGAGAUCACCGCAAUCAGGAAAGGUCAAGAAGGGAGUGACCAUGAAGGGCGUGGACCCGACACUGGAGGAGAGAGUUCUGGCUUCUCAGGACUCUUCCCUUGAAGCAGGAAUCGAUGGGGAGGAGACGAUGGCUUCAGAGUUCCUAAAAGCCAAGUCCCAGAAAUUACUGACAUUCCAAGAUGUGGCCGUGGACUUCACCCGGGAGGAAUGGGGGCUGCUGGAGCCGGCGCAGAAGGACCUGUUCCGGGAUGUGAUGCUGGAGAGUUAUGAGAACUUUGUGUCCCUGGGGCUUCCAGAUUCCAAAGAAGAUGUGAUCUCCCAGUUGGAGAAGACAGAAGAACCGGGGCCUCCUGAAGGAGAAGUUGUCCCAGGAAACACUUACACAGAUUUUCUUCAUGAAUAUAAUGUAUUUGGAAGACUUCAUACUGAAGAGAAACCACUUGAAUUUAAUGAAUGUGGGAAAGCCUUCAACAGUAAAAAUGAUCUAGAUCAAGAUCAAAAAAUACAUACUGGAGGAACACCUUGUAGCUGUAAUGACUGUGGGAAAGUCUUCGGUCAGAAUCAACACCUAAAAAUACAUACAAUAUUUCUUACUGCCAAGAAUCCCUUUGAAUAUAAUGAAUAUGGGGAAACUUUCCUAACUGAACAUCAAAGAAUUCACACUGAAGAUAAACCAUAUAAGUGUAAUUUAUGUGUCAAAGUCUUCAGCAGUAAAUACUUCUUAGGGCAACAUGAGAAAAAUCAUACUGGAGAUGUACUCUAUAAAUGUAAUGAAUUUGGAAAAGGCUUUAGAAAGAAAGGAAGCCUAUAUGAACAGAAGAGAGCUCACUUUGGUGAGAGACCUUACUUAAUUAAUAAAUAUGGGAGAGCCUUCACACAGCAGGGAAGCCUAAAAAUCCAUGAGGUAGUUCAUAAUGGAAAAAAGUCCUUUGAGUGUAAUGAAUGUGGUAAAGGCUUCAAGCACCGAUCAGUUCUUUUAAGACAUCAGACAAGUCAUACUGGUGAAAAACCUUAUAUAUGUAACGAAUGUGGGAAAGCCUUCAGCCAAAAGGGAAACCUUAAAAUGCAUAAGAUAAUUCAUUCCAGAAAUAAGCCUUUUGAAUGUAUGGAAUGUGGAAAAGGUUUCCGGAAUAGCUUUUCCCUUUUACAACAUGAGAGAGUUCAUACAGGAGAGAAACCCUUUGACUGUAAUGAAUGUGGGAAAGCUUUUAGUCAAAAGGCAAACCUUAAUUCACAUAAGAGGAUUCAUACUGGAGAAAAGCCCUAUGUAUGCAAUGAGUGUGGGAAAGCGUUCAGCCAAAAGGCCAGCCUUAAUUCACAUAAGAGAAUUCAUACUGGAGUGAAACCAUAUUCAUGUAGUGAAUGUGGAAAGACCUUUAGUCAAAAGGGAAAUCUUAAAAUGCAUAUGAUAACUCAUACUCAGAAGAAGCCCUUUGAAUGUAUUGAAUGUGGAAACAGCUUCAGAAAUACUUUUCACCUUUUACAACAUGAGAGAAUUCAUAUUGGACAGAAACCCUUUGAAUGCAAUGAAUGUGGGAAAGGCUUCAGACAUAUUUCAGUGCUUUUGAGGCAUUAUAGAAGUCACACUGGAGAGAAACCUUACGAGUGUAAUGAAUGUGGAAAAGCCUUCAGCCAAAAGGGAAACCUUAAAAUGCAUAAGAUAAUUCAUACUAGAAAGAAGCCCUUUGAGUGUAUGGAAUGUGGGAAAGGCUUCAGGAAUAGUUUUUCCCUUUCACAACAUGAGAGAAUUCAUACUGGAGAGAAACCUUAUGUGUGUAACGAAUGUGGAAAGGCCUUCAGCCAAAAAACAAACCUUAAUUCACAUAAAAGGAUUCAUACAGGAGAAAAAGCGUAUUCGUGUGAUGAAUGUGGGAAAGCUUUUGGAAAUAGCUUUUAUCUUUUACAACAUGAGAGAAUCCAUACUGGAGAGAAACCCUUUGAAUGUAUUGAAUGUGGGAAAGGUUUCAGGUACAUCUCAAUCCUUUUGCGACAUCAGAGAACUCAUACUGGAGAGAAACCUUAUGAAUGUAAUGAAUGUGGGAAAGCUUUCAGCCAAAAGGGAAACCUUAAAAUGCAUAAGAUAAUUCAUUCUAAAAAGAAGCCCUUUGAAUGUACAGAAUGUGGGAAAGGCUUCAGGAAUAGCUUUUCCCUCUUACAGCAUGAGAGAAUCCAUACUGGAGAGAAACCCUAUGAAUGUAACGAAUGUGGAAAAACCUUCAGACAAAAGACAAACCUUAAUUCACAUAAAAGAAUUCAUACUGGAGAGAAACCCUAUGUAUGUAAUGAAUGUGGGAAAGCAUUCAGCCAAAAGGCCAGCCUUAAUUCACAUAAAAGAAUUCAUACUGGAGUGAAACCAUAUUCAUGUAAUGAAUGUGGAAAGGCCUUCAGCCAAAAGGCAAGCCUUAAUUCACAUAAGAGAAUGCAUGCUGGAGUAAAACCAUAUUCAUGUAGUGUUUGUGGCAAAGGCUUCAGUAAUAACUUUUAUCUUUUACAACAUGAGAGAAUUCAUAGUGGAGAGAAACCCUUUGAAUGUAACGUAUGUGGGAAAGGCUUCAGACACAUCUCAGUCCUUUUGAGACAUCAGAGAAGCCAUACUGGAGAGAAGCCCUAUGAAUGUAAUGAGUGUGGGAAAGCCUUCAGCCAAAAGGGAAAUCUUAAAAUGCAUAAGAUAAUACAUUCUAGAAAGAAGCCCUUUGAAUGUAUGGAAUGUGGGAAAGGCUUCAGGAAUAGCUUUUCUCUUUUACAACAUGAAAGAAUUCAUACUGGAGAAAAACCAUUUGAAUGUAAUGAAUGUGGGAAAGCUUUCAGCCAAAAGACAAACCUUAAUUCACAUAAGAGAGUUCAUACUGGAGAAAAACCCUAUAAAUGUAUCCAUUGUGGGAAAGCCUUCAGCCAAAAGGGAAGCCUUAAUAAGCAUCACAAAACUUGUAGGGGAGAGAAACACUUUGAAUAAAAUGAAGGGGCACUAGCCUAUAGUCAGAGCUUAAAUAAUUAUAAUUCAGUACUUAUAGACCCUUAAAAUAUAGUGAAAUUUGAGAAAACCUCACAUAGUUCAUUGGAAGCAUGGGAUUCAUAAUGGGUAUAAACCCUGUGAUUCAAAUGAAUGGGAAAACCUUCAGCUGGAAGGGAAAGUAAUAUACAUAUUUGAGAAAUCUUUUUCAUGUAAUGAGUGGGAUUUAAAAAAAAAAGUUAUAUAAACUUAAGAAACAUGAGACUUAAUGCUGGACAAAACAUGAAUGUACAGAAUAUGAAAAAGAUUUCAUGAGGAAAAAUAAACAUUGUACAUCAGAAAAUUUAUACUGAAGGCAAGGACAUAGUGUAAUGAAUAUGAGUAAACUUUCAAUAAGUAGAAAGUGAGGAUCACAAGAGACUUCAUACUGGAGAGAGAAAUUCUUUGGAUGAAAUGAAAGCCUUCAGGCCAAGUCAGACCUUUUUUUUUUUAAUAUAUCAUGACAUCAUUAUGGUGGGUAAUUUAAAAAAAAAAUUGGGAAAGCCUUCAUCUAGCAGAAAUAACUCACAGAGCAUAAGCUAAUUCAUACU
Molecule: messenger RNA, 3943 nt
Organism: Sarcophilus harrisii (Tasmanian devil)
Lineage: Eukaryota; Metazoa; Chordata; Mammalia; Dasyuromorphia; Dasyuridae
Product: zinc finger protein 665
Exons: 7
Coding region: 444-3356 (970 amino acids)
Biological process (GO): negative regulation of transcription by RNA polymerase II
Molecular function (GO): DNA-binding transcription repressor activity, RNA polymerase II-specific
Source: RefSeq, a predicted model, not a curated record